GCCGCGCUGAGCGCCCCGCUCCCGCAGGUGCUCCUGGCCGCCGCCGUGUGCACGAAGGCCGGCAAGGCCAUCGUGUCGCGGCAGUUCGUGGAGAUGACCCGCACGCGCAUCGAGGGGCUGCUGGCCGCCUUCCCCAAGCUCAUGAACACCGGCAAGCAGCACACCUUCGUGGAGACGGAGAGCGUGCGCUACGUGUACCAGCCCAUGGAGAAGCUCUACAUGGUGCUCAUCACCACCAAGAACAGCAACAUCCUCGAGGACCUGGAAACGCUGCGGCUCUUCUCGCGCGUGAUCCCCGAGUAUUGCCGAGCUCUGGAGGAGAACGAGAUCUCCGAGCACUGCUUUGACCUGAUAUUCGCCUUUGAUGAAAUCGUGGCGCUGGGCUACCGCGAGAACGUGAACCUGGCGCAGAUCCGGACCUUCACCGAGAUGGACUCGCACGAGGAGAAAGUGUUCCGAGCAGUGCGAGAGACCCAGGAGCGCGAGGCAAAAGCUGAGAUGCGGCGCAAAGCGAAGGAGCUGCAGCAGGCCAGGCGGGAUGCCGAGAGGCAGGGCAAAAAAGCGCCGGGCUUCGGCGGCUUUGGCAGCUCGGCUGUGUCCGGCGGCCCCACCGCGGCCAUGAUCACGGAGACCAUCAUUGAAACAGAGAAGCCCAAAGUGGCGCCUGCGCCUGCCAGGCCCUCAGGUCCUAGCAAAGCUCUGAAACUUGGCGCGAAAGGCAAGGAGGUGGACAACUUUGUGGACAAGCUGAAAUCCGAAGGGGAACAUAUCAUGACCUCCGUCGGCAAGCGCUCCACGGAAGCUGCCAAAGUUCUCGCUCCUCCCGUCAACAUGGAGAGUGUGCACAUGAAGAUAGAAGAAAAAAUCUCCCUGACCUGUGGCCGCGAUGGAGGGUUGCAGAAUAUGGAGCUGCAUGGCAUGAUCGUGCUGCACAUCUCCGAUGAAAAGUUUGCCCGGAUUCGCCUGCAUGUGGAAAACGAAGACAAGAGGGGCGUGCAGUUACAGACGCACCCAAACGUGGACAAGAAGCUCUUCACGGCGGAAUCGCAGAUUGGGUUGAAGAACCCCGAGAAGUCUUUCCCUCUUAACAGCGAUGUGGGCGUGCUCAAGUGGCGGUUGCAGACCACCGAGGAGUCCUUCAUCCCGCUGACCAUUAACUGCUGGCCGUCGGAAAGUGGGAACAGUUGUGACGUCAACAUUGAGUAUGAGCUGCAAGAGGAGAGCCUAGAGCUGAAUGAUGUGAUCAUCACGAUCCCCUUGCCGUCUGGUGUCGGGGCCCCGGUGAUCGGGGAGAUCGAUGGCGAGUAUCGCCACGACAGCCGGAGGAACCUCCUCGAGUGGUGCCUGCCAGUGAUCGAUGCCAAAAACAAGAGUGGCAGCCUGGAGUUCAGCAUAGCCGGGCAGCCCAACGACUUCUUCCCGGUGCAAGUCUCCUUCGUCUCCAAAAAGAACUAUUGCAACAUACAGGUUACCAAAGUGACCCAGGUAGAGGGGAACAGUCCUGUACGGUUUUCCACUGAGACCACCUUCCUGGUGGACAAGUACGAAAUCCUGUAGUGACAGCUGUGGGCAAUCGCAAAGGAAAUUUUUAAAUUAAAAAAAAAAUAAAAGAGGCCGAAGUUUAUUCUGAAUGUCUGGAACGCCGCAGCCCUCUCUGCUAAGACUUGUGGCUCCGUCCGCCAUCGGCAGCGUUCCUGCCUCACAGACAUUUGCGGCAGAGUAUUGACAGGAGCACGGGGGGAAAGGCUGCACAUUUCUUUGGCAGAUUCUCACUGGCCAGCAGAAAAGGGAGCUCUCCGCGGACGACCCGGCUGCGACGCUUGCCCUUCUCCUCGCACGAAGCCGCCCGGAGCUCGGUCCCAGAGCAUCCCAGACAUCAUCAUUCUCAUCCCUUUCUAGGCCUCACACACCCUUCUCUUGUUGGUGCUGCCAUUUGAUUUCUCCUCUGCCUUCAACUUGUGUUUCUGUGGAUGAAAGCAGGCAUUGGGAUAACGUGCACGAGGGCAUUCUGCUUCACUGGACCCUUCCGUCUGGCAGGAGGGGAACAGGUUGGCUCUGAUUCCCAAGGUGGGCGUGUGGCAGGAGUGUGGGGCGGCAGGGAGUCCCGGCUGCCCUGCUCGCUCCCCAUGCCUCUCUGCCACCCUUGGUUGCCCCUUGGGCCCUGCCGUGCUGCGUGGACCUGGGUUUGAGUUCACUGGGGUGUGUGGGGUGCAUCGAGGGGCCCUGGAGGCAGCGGAGGUGGCACCGCUGCCCCUCUGGUUGUGGCCGCGAGGGAAGGGGCACCGAGCAGCAGGGCAGGCUUUGCUGCCGGGGGCAGGUCUCAAAAGGGGCUUCGUUCAUCCAGAACCGUGUGCGUAUCCUGAGUCGAGCCGCCCGUGCUGCUCGGGGAGGUGAGGCCCUCUGCGUGCCGCUGGGUGUGGGGACCGGUCUGUUCCCCUGCCUGCAAGUUGUGCUAGGAGCUGCCUGGAACGAGUGUCUUCUCUCAUCCCUGUGCCCUGGAGGAGGAGGGAAGGGGUAGUUUCCCGAACAUGUGCUGGGCUGGCCUGACCUCCGCGGAGGCUGAAGGGCUCCUGCGCCGGCUGCUUUCCCGGCAGGGCCGGCCCGUCCGCCCGCCCCGCGGCUCUCGGCGGGACUCCGCGUGCGGAGCCGCCGUAGCCCCGCGGCCACUGCCGCUGCUGCUCCCUCCUCACAAGCCCCACAGCCGCGUCCUGCCCCGGCAAGAGCCCGUGCUCGGGGACAGCUCCCGGGACCAUCUGCCAAAGAAGUGAGCAGCCUCCCC
Nothoprocta perdicaria is the source of this 2779-nucleotide messenger RNA. RefSeq names its product archain 1 (gene ARCN1). The transcript has 9 exons. Lineage: Eukaryota; Metazoa; Chordata; Aves; Tinamiformes; Tinamidae. Gene Ontology annotation, cellular component: cytosol; COPI vesicle coat. The coding region runs from base 94 to 1557 and encodes 487 amino acids. The record is from RefSeq and is a predicted model, not a curated record. Gene Ontology annotation, biological process: Golgi localization; endoplasmic reticulum to Golgi vesicle-mediated transport; retrograde vesicle-mediated transport, Golgi to endoplasmic reticulum.